UUUUUUUUUUUUUUGGGAACGAAGUAGCAAAGGGAUAAUUAGGAAAAGAAGUUAAGCAUUAGAAGUUUUUGAAUAAUGGGGAUCUGUUGAAACUCAUUGUAGCCCACUAUACAUGUUUUCCGAUACUAAUGAUAUCAUAUCUCUAAAAAAAUCAUUUGGAUUCAUUAAAUGUUACACAUGUAAUGUGUGGUGAUUCGAAAACAUGGAUUAUAGCCUUCACUUUUGGAGAAUGUUCAACUUUUUGGACUCAAAAAAAGAAAGAGGAAAGAUACUUCUUAUAAAUAACACAAGAAGACCCUGGGGUGCCAUUUGGAUGAUUAAAGUCAUCCACUUUGACUCUUAACUAUUAAAAUAACUAGUAUAGUGAUUGCAUAUGGUUCAAAACAACAUAAUAUGACCUAGUAAAAAAAAUUGACCCUAGGGGCCUCUUCUACUAUCACUUGGAAUUUUUGACCUUAGGUCUCGAAAUCUUCAAAAUGGUUAUAUUUAAGUGUUCUAGGGAGGUCUAUUUGGUGUUUGGAACCAUCUAUUUCAUGUCUUAGCUCACCCCUCGUAAUCUUGUCUUAAGAUGCCUUGGCCAUGUCUUGCCUAGCUUUGGCUUGGCCUGCCUUCUUGAUCAUUAUUCUUCUCAUUAACAAUGUCACUAAGGCAAGCCAAGACGUUACCCUCUAAAAUAUUUUUUUUUUUAUUUUUUUAUUGAUGAAGUGUCAAGUUGUAUAUUCUAUAUAAUGGAUAAUCUUGUAUAACAUGUCAUUAAAUGCAUAUAAGAAAUUAUUUUGAUACAUAGAUAAUCUUUUCAUGAAAAGACACUUUAAACUCCUGUAUUUUAGAUAAAAGAAUAAAUAUCCUCACACAAAUGGAAACCCUUAUUGUAACUUUACCUCAGUUUCACUAUUACGUGUCGUUCAAGUUAUCUUUGGAUCAUAUCACCAAAUGGUUCUCUAUAACAUAUCUAAAGUAUAAAUUAUUUCCUGUUAAAAACCAAAUUAAGCUACACAAACUACAUUGACUAAAUCCACUAAAUAAUGUUACACCGUUGAAAGACAUUCAAAAGUUGUUUACAAACAAUCCAAGACAAGAAACUAUGUUCAACAAUCCAGGUCAUAAAUUAUGGGUCUUGUGGAGUGUAGAUAGUCUUUUAAUAAGAAAUAUUUUCCUAAUUCAGUUGACGGUUAAAUCUUAACAAACAAGUUUGAAUAUUUUAUGACCUAAUAAUGAGUAAGUAAUGAGAUAGAAUGCUUGAAUAGCAUAUGAUUUCUUACCAUAUUCACAUACCAAUAAUAUUUCCCUUAAAAAAAAAACAAAUAAGAAAAAAAAAAGAUAAGAGAGUAUCUAAUUAUACAAGCCGUAGGAUGAAUCAAACAAAAUCCAACCAUCUGAUUAACUUGGAAAAUCAAAUCUGAACCGUCCAAAAAUUACAAAAAAUUCAAUUUCAAAACCUCUGAAACUGAGAGGGAGAAAGCAAAGCCCCUCUCUCAUUCUCCUCCUUCUUCUUCAAAUCCCCUUUUCUUCUCACUUCUUUCACUUUCUCUCUCCUCAAAUUCCCUCCUUUUUUCUUCUCUCCUCAGCUUAAAGAUCGCAACUUUAUCCAAUUUCAUCACUCGAACAUUCUUGGGUAAAUUCUCGAUUUUUGUCCAGCUUUGAAAGGAUUGUAAAUUUGUGUGAUUUUGUUCGAGUAUAUUUGGUGAUUUUCUGGGGUUUUUCUCGGAAUUUCGAUCAAAAAGGUUCUGAAUUUGGUGUUUUUUGAAGGGUAGGUUACUGAAAUCAAGCUCGGAUUUUGAUUUCGUUGUGUAAUUUUAAGGUUUAGUGUUUUUUGAAUUUUUUUUUGUUUUCCCUAAAAUUGGAGAACGAAAUUGAUUGAUUGGGGUUAAUGGAGGAGGGAGAUAAAGGCGGGAAUUCGCCUCCGAAACCGAGUAUGGCGACUGAUAUACCGGCGAAGAAGCUCGCUAGGCAGCUUGAUUUCACCUCCAUUAGUGGCGCGUCUCAGCCACCUACCACCUCAGUAGUUCAGCCCCCUUCUAUGCCAUCAGCGCAGCCUCCAUUGCCUCAGCCGCCUUCGCAGCAGCCGAUGAUUGCGCCUUCGCAGCAGCCACCUCCUCAAACGCCUCCUCUCCCUUCAAUGCGAGUGGUAAAGCCAGAAUCCCCUAAGGCACGAUCACGGCCUACUGUUGAAACCAAAGAUGGUACUCCAAAGAGGCAGAAGCAGUGUAAUUGUAAACAUUCACGAUGCUUGAAGUUGUAUUGUGAGUGCUUUGCUUCUGGAGUUUACUGUGAUGGGUGUAACUGUAAUAAUUGCUGUAACAAUGUCGAGAAUGAGACUGCUCGAAGAGAUGCUGUUGAAGCUACUUUAGAACGUAACCCAAAUGCAUUUCGACCAAAAAUUGCAAGCAGUCCACAUGGCAUUAGAGACCGCAGGGAAGAUGCUGGAGAUGUUGUGGUGGCAAAGCACAACAAGGGAUGCCAUUGCAAAAAGUCAGGGUGUCUGAAGAAAUACUGCGAAUGCUUUCAAGCUAACAUUCUAUGCUCUGAAAACUGCAAAUGUAUUGAUUGCAAAAAUUUUGAAGGAAGUGAAGAGCGGCAGGCUCUUUUCCAUGGAGAACAUGCAAAUAACUUAAGUUACAUGCAGCAGGCAGCCAAUGCUGCUAUUACCGGAGCUAUUGGAUCAUCUGGUUUUACUUCUACCCCAAAUUCCAGGAAACGAAAGGGCCAGGACCUCUUAUUUGGGCCAGCAUCUAAGGAUCCGUCUCUUUCAAGAGUCGGGCAAUUUCAGCAGGCAAACCAUGUCAAAACAUCAGGACCGUCUGCAGUAUCUCUAAGCCCUGCUUCUCGAGCUGCUAAUUCUGUUUCACUAGGUGCUUCAAAGUUUACAUACAGGUCUCUCUUAGCCGACAUUAUCCAACCACAUGAUGUGAAGGAGCUUUGCUCAGUUUUGGUAGUUAUAUCUCAAGAGGUUGCCAAGACAAUUGCAGAAUCUAAUAAAGCUAACGAAAAGCGGGCAGAUGAUGGAGGAGAAAAUCAACAGGCAUCAACUCAGGACAGAUUUCAGAGUCAAGAGGAAUCAGAUGUGAAAACCGUACCUGAUGGUUCUGUCAGUGGUAAUCAAACUGAUCGAAUAGUCCCUGAUGAUUCUAAUUUAGAUGGGAAUGAUCAACCGAAAUCCAGGCCAAUGUCUCCUUUGACACUAGCUUUGAGGUGUGAUGAGCAAGAUACAAUGUUCAUGGCUGCGGGUUCUCCGAGUAGGUUAGGCAACCAUGUCCAUGCGUCAUCUUCACAAUGUCCAGAGCAGAGCACUUCAGAGGUUUAUGCCGAGCAAGAGAGAAUCGUCAUGAUGAAGUUUAGAGAUUGCCUCAACAGGCUAAUAACAUUUGGAGAACUAAGAGAGACAAAACUUUCUUCCUUAGCUAGAUCUAAUUAUACAAGCUUUCAAGAAACCGGCAAUGGCACUGCCAAAUUGAGAACUGAUGGUCAGAAUCAGCAAGAGCAUAACGACAAUGGUACAGCUAAACCUGUCAUUACAGCACCCACCAAGACUCCUGCAAUGAUUGCAGCUACCAUUACUGGUGUUCCGUUCAACAAUCAUACCGACCAAAAUCCUCCUCCGACUGAAAAUGGUGAUGUAAAGCCAAGCAUCAAAAAGGACUAGAAUUAUAUACAUAAACGAUUCGGAGAUUGCACUGACAAGCCAAGCUGCUGUGCUGAUACAAGAUGGUGAUGAUGUUAGUAGUCAUUUCACUGUCAGAAUCUCCCUAAUUUAAACAACUGACUAAUGUCAUUGUAGUUCAAGAUUAAUAUGUCCAAAGGAUGUAAAAUUGAUAAUUUGUAUACAUGCACUAGUAUCUUGUAUUGGUAGAUGCUAGUGUUUUUUUUCCGGUCAUUUAGUUUAGCCUAAGAUGGAGCAGUUUUUUUUUUUUUCCUUUGUGCUCUUUAUAAGAAUUUGCUGUUAUUUAUAACAAGCAGCCAAUCAUUAUACUAUAGCAUUGUACAUGGGAUAUCUGCUUACCUUCCUUUCACUAUAAAGGUGAAAUAGUAGUUGAUUUUUCCA
Chenopodium quinoa (quinoa) is the source of this 4042-nucleotide messenger RNA. Its product is annotated as protein tesmin/TSO1-like CXC 5. Gene Ontology annotation, biological process: regulation of DNA-templated transcription. NCBI's taxonomy places the organism in Eukaryota, Viridiplantae, Streptophyta, Magnoliopsida, Caryophyllales, Amaranthaceae. The transcript is spliced from 8 exons. The record is from RefSeq and is a predicted model, not a curated record. Gene Ontology annotation, cellular component: nucleus. Bases 1871 to 3643 code for a protein of 590 amino acids.